AACUCAAUAUUCGUCUGCUAGAAAUUACAUAAAUAAAUUCAACAAAAUUGUUUUGGACCGUUGGACGUACAAUUUUGCAAAUGGCUCAGUUAUUCUCUAAUAAAUCGAAACUAGCAUCUAUUUUGCAGAAGUAUGGCCGUCAUAUAACAAGCAAACGUCUUAGCGAGUGUCGUUCUUUACUGUACCUACGCCGAGACGGUUUUGUGACCUCGUCCAAUCAAAUAAAUAAAACCUGGUUACACACUAAAAAUCUCCGUAUUGUGAAACAAGAAUAUUCUGCUGUUCUUCAACUUGUAAAAAGAUCACUUCCUAGAAAUCACGAAUUCAAAAAUUGCACAAGAGGAUUUGCUUCUUCGUCUCAACACAUGCAAUCCAACAAAGAUCCGCCAGAUGACCAAAAGAAGAAUAAUGAAAACAAAGAUGACAAUAACGACGACAAAAAAAUCACAUCCAUGUUGGCGAAAGCAAUGAUGUGGAUGUUUACUGGUUAUAUGUUGAUCACCAUUGUGUCACUUAUGUUUCCUGGGGGGAACCAACCAGAGAUCGUUAGAUAUGUCUCUUGGACGGAAUUUCUUCACCAUAUGCUGGCGAAGGGUGAAGUUGCCGAGAUAAUCGUUCGUCCUGAUGUGGACAUUGUUACGAUAGUCUUACAUCCAGGAGCUGUAAUCAAAGGCCGCAGGAUAGAUCAUCGAACAUUUCAUAUGAACAUAAUUGACACAAACAAGUUUGAAGAAAAGUUGCGAGCUGCAGAACAGCGAUUAGGUAUCUCUGCUGGACAAGGAGUGCCAAUUGUUUACGAACGAACCGAUACAGCAGGCCGGUUAUUGACCACUUUAAUUGCUGCCGCUAUUAUCAUCUCCAUUAUCUCCCGAAUGAAGUUUAAAUCGCCUAUUUCGAUGGACUCCUUUACGCAAAUGUCUCGAGCUAAAUUCACUCUAGUCGACCCUUUAACCGGUGGAGGCAAAGGAGUUCGAUUCGUUGACGUCGCUGGUCUCAAGGAGGUCAAAGUCGAAGUACUGGAGUUUGUCGAUUACCUUAAAAGGCCAGAACAUUACAAGAAAUUGGGUGCCAAAGUUCCUAAAGGAGCACUGUUGUUGGGCCCACCUGGCUGCGGAAAGACGUUACUGGCUAAAGCUGUCGCAACUGAAGCAUCUGUUCCGUUUCUGUCUAUGAAUGGCUCGGAAUUCAUCGAAAUGAUUGGAGGACUGGGAGCGGCCCGAGUCCGAGAUUUGUUCAAAGAGGCCCGGAAAAGAGCCCCUUGUAUUAUUUACAUUGACGAGAUCGAUGCCAUUGGCCGCCAGCGUUCUUCGGGCAGUGGUUCUUUCGACGGAGCAUCCGGUGAAAGUGAGCAGACAUUAAACCAACUUUUGGUGGAGAUGGAUGGCAUGGCGACACGCGAAGGUGUCCUGAUGUUGGCCUCGACCAAUCGAGCCGACGUGCUAGACAAAGCCCUUCUGCGACCUGGCCGUUUUGAUCGUCAUAUCAUGAUCGAUCUACCUACACUCGAGGAGCGCAAAGAGAUCUUUGAGCACCACUUGAAAUCGAUCAAAAUGGAGAAGACUCCUUCAUUCUAUUCCAAGAGGAUGGCGUCUUUGACGCCCGGAUUCAGUGGCGCCGACAUUGCCAGCGUCUGCAACGAAGCCGCCCUUCGGGCCGCCCGCGACUUGGGCAAGGUAGUCACGGCCGCCCAUCUGGAAUACGCAGUCGAACGUGUGGUGGGCGGAUUGGAGAAAAGGUCGUCAGUCAUCGCUCCUAAAGAGAAGCGGAUUGUGGCCUAUCACGAGUGCGGUCACGCUCUGGUCGGAUGGCUCCUUCCGCACACGGACGCUCUGCUCAAAGUGACCAUUGUUCCCCGUACGAGCCAGGCCCUGGGAUUCGCCCAGUACACGCCGACCGACAAGCGACUCUACUCUACUGAAGAACUGUUCGAGCGGAUGUGCAUGGCCUUGGGCGGACGAGUGGCCGAAUCCAUCACAUUCAACCGAGUGACAACCGGAGCUCAAAACGAUCUUCAGAAAGUCACGAAAAUUGCGUACUCGCAGGUGAGAACGUAUGGAAUGAGUGAAUCAAUGGGUCCCAUUUCCUUCCCGGAUGAGGAUCGCAAUUCCAGGGAAUUUGGCCGUCGACCUUACAGCAAAAGAUUGGCCAACACGAUGGAUGACGAGGCUCGUAGCAUUAUCGCCCGUGCAUACAAGCGGACCGAGAGUAUUUUGCUCCAGCACCGCCACAUGCUCGAAAAGUUGGCGGAGGAGUUGCUGGUUAAAGAGACGCUCAGCUUCAAUGACGUGGAAGCCCUGAUCGGCCCUCCACCACACGGCCAGAAACAAUUUAUCGAACCUCUUCAGUUUGAAGCUGAGAUUAACGAGCAAGCGGGUAUUCCGCCCGGUAGAUCCCACCAACAGCCUCCACCUCGCUCUGGAGACUGAGAGAAAGCUUUCUUUUCCCUUUGUAAGCUUUCAUAGAUUCAAGUUCUAUAUAGAGGAUAAAUAUACGGUGAUGUAUAAAAUACAAACAGACACCCGACCGACGCCAGUAUUGAUCCUUUUUUUUCCCUUUCUAUUUGAGGGAUUUUCUUUUUUUCAAAAAACUUGUAAAAUAUGUAAGUGGAUUGUAGUCUGCAAAAGCCGGGGGAGAACCAGGUCGUCACGUUCUGGAGAAAAUAGAUUUAGUUUGUUGGAUCGUUAAUCUGUUUUUCCCCUUUCAAUUAUUCUUUACGUUUUGAUAUUAUUUACCUUUUAUUUCCAUCUGGUCGUGAAUUGUAGGUCACAUUUUCUUUUUUAACUUACGAGUUUGAUUUUUUUUUUUCAUUUUUACUUGUUUCUUUCCAUUCUAAGAAUUUUUUCAAUAAAGGUGAGGACAAGGGUGAGAGGGAAUCUUUUCGGGACAGGCAAAAAUUUUAGUUUUCACACGAUUUGUUUUUUCCACAACCUAGCAGAAUUUUGCUUUUUUUUCGCUUCUCCAACACUUUCAUGCGACAGACACACACAUCACUCACCAGGUCAUGAAAUAAUAAAAUUUUGGAACAUUUUCUUCUUUUUCAGGAGAAAAAAUAAAAACAAAGUGAAAUCAAAACAAUUUUCGAACCAUCUCAAUUAUCCAUACCCAAUCGACAAAAAUGAAAUGAAAGUGAACAAAGAGAGGGAGAGACAAAAAUUCAACAAUUUUUUUUUUAACAAACAUUUUCUUUUUCUUGGGAGGGGGGAGGAGGAGGGGAGCACGCAUACACACACAGGAUUUUUUUUCUGAUCGCACUUUGUUAAUUCUGUCAUUUUUUAAAUUCUGAAUUUCUUGCCCAGGGGCAGCAGCGUGGUGGUUUUACAAUAAAACAACAAUAAUAACAACAACACGUGUGAAAUCAAAAUUGAAAUUUUUGUUUGAAUCUUUUUUAACCCUCCCCACUCUUUUCCCUUGUAACAGACGAGAAAUUAAAAAUUAAAAAAAAAAAAUAAUAAAAAAAAUCGCCCCCACCAAAAACGUUUCUUCCGGAAAUCUCAUCAAAGAGACCAACAAAACAACAUAACAAAUGGCUUUCAAAUUUUUUUGUUUUUCAAAAAAUUCCCGCCGCCAUUUUUCGAAAACAUAACAAAUCGCGUGAAAUUUGAUCGCCUUUUUCUUUCCAGGUCGAAAGAAAAAGGGGAAUUAACGAAUUUAACAAUUAGCAACAACCGAGACAGAAAAUGAAAACUGGAGGGGCGAGGUGGUGCAAACAUUCUUCAACAGCAAACUUAAUUUAAAAAGGUGAAACGAAAAUUAUAAAAAAAAAACACACAGUUUGGUAGGCGACACACAAUUCAAAAUUGCAUACGGCGCACGCAUUUUUCAUGAAAUAAAAAAAAUUAUCUAAAUUCUACGAAUUUUACCGAUUUCCCCAUUUGCAUCAAAAAUUGUCUUUGCUUUUUUUUAAUAGUUUAAUUAAUUUUUCUUCAAAAGACGAGAGAACAGGACAGGUGUGUGUGGGGGGUGGGUGGCGGAAGUGACGUAGGAGAUAGUGAGGAGGAGAGGAAAAAAAUCUUCUUUGAAUUAUAUAACCAUCAUCUUUAAAUAGUUUUUCUUAAAAGAUCGUUUGGAAAUAAUGGCUAUUCUCGGGAAGUUAAAAAAUAUGAAAUGUAACUGAAACAAAAGGAAAACGGCAGUGUGUUUUUUCAACAAAAAAAAGAGCGGGUAGGGUUUUCUUUUGAACAAAAAUGUUUAAGAUUUAAUUUCAAAAUCAUUACGACGCCACACUUGUUUGUAUUUUUGUUUUGUUUUUUAAAUUAAUUUAAAAAACUUAAAAAAAGGGGGGAUUUCGGGUGGUAUGUUGGUGUGUGUUUCCCUCUCUAAUCUUUUCUUUUUUGUACUUUUUGCUCCGAUUCCUUCGAUCCUUUUUCGUCGAACGACGACGACAAUCCCUUUUUAAAAAUCACCGCAUAAAACACUGAACUACUUGAACGACAUUCGCUUCAUCAAUCAUCAUGGACACAAAAAAACAAUCCUCCCCCUUUUAUAUUUUUACGGAAUUGACAAUUUUUUCUUUUUUUCAAACCCCGGGAAUUUUAAAAACGAAGAACAUUGGAGGGCGAAAACAAACAAACAAAAAAACAAAACACGCGAGAACAAAGUUUUGUUUCCAAUUCUGCUGUGGAAAUGAACAAACAGGAGCCCCCAAACAACAAUAAAGAAUUCAAAACGGAAAUUUUUCCCGUUUCUUAAAACUUUUUUUUAAAUUUCUCUCAAUCAAAUAACAUGUACUUUCCGGGCAAUUUGUUUUGAAUUUUUUUUUUUGGUAAUUUUGCUGUUUUAGUUCCGCCAUUCGUUUCGUAAAUGGAGGAUAACUUUUUCUUUACCUUCCCACAACACAAUCAGAAAUUAAAAAUCCUCUUAAUUAUUUUUUUUCAAUUUUUUCAAGUUUUUACUUUCGUGAAAACAAAAUUCUUUCUCUCUUUUUAGCCCCCCUUUUUGGUUCCAGCAAUACGCCAAAUGUCUAGAAAAAUUCAACGGGUUAGAAAACAAGGAUCGAACAAAACUGGGAAAACAUGGAGAAAAGUUUGAUUUAAAAAAAAAAAGUUCUAACGGGAAAAAUUAUUUCUUUGUAUGGGGAAGAUAAAACCGGAUUUGAAAUAUUUCUUUCUCCCAUUUUUUUUUAGCGAUUUGAUCAUCGGGAUGUAUGUGUGUGUAUGUGUAAGGAAGGAGCGGGUGGGAGGGGGGCAUUGAAAAGGCACAUCAUUGGCUGGCAGACGCUUUUCUCUCUUUUUGUUAUUUUCCCAUUUUUUUGGUUUUCUAAUUUUGGACAUGUAACGAAAUUCUUCCUUUUUUCUGAGCGGAUUUUCUUCUUUUUUUUCCUGUUCCUCCCAGUAGCUUAAAUUUUUCUUUUCAUUCGGGAAUUAUUUUUCUUUUGCCUUGUUUUUUCUUACGGGAGAGGAGGGAGAGAAAUGAAAGAAAAAACAAAUAACAGGUACCUCUACGAUCAGAGACGGGGUUAUGGGGAUACUGAUUAGAAAAUUCUACCGGUUCCAGAAAAAUGAAGAAAGAAAGAACAAACAAUCGAAAUUUUUCCCAUUCAAAGAAUUUGCAUCGUUCGCCUUAUUUACAAUGAAAGAAAAGGGGCGUGUCUGUCAGGAGGAAGAGGGGGGACGAGCAUAUUACGCAACGGAGAAUAGGCGGCGGGGAGGGAAGGAAAAGCACAUUUGUGUGUGUAUGUCUGUGUUGUGUGUGGAAUGUCU
Daphnia pulex (common water flea) is the source of this 5699-nucleotide messenger RNA. Its product is annotated as paraplegin-like. Gene Ontology annotation, molecular function: zinc ion binding; ATP-dependent peptidase activity; ATP hydrolysis activity. The transcript is spliced from 8 exons. Bases 81 to 2426 code for a protein of 781 amino acids. NCBI's taxonomy places the organism in Eukaryota, Metazoa, Arthropoda, Branchiopoda, Diplostraca, Daphniidae. Gene Ontology annotation, biological process: mitochondrial protein processing; protein-containing complex assembly. The record is from RefSeq and is a predicted model, not a curated record. Gene Ontology annotation, cellular component: m-AAA complex; membrane.